Molecule: messenger RNA, 240 nt
Organism: Aspergillus thermomutatus
Lineage: Eukaryota; Fungi; Ascomycota; Eurotiomycetes; Eurotiales; Aspergillaceae
Exons: 1
Coding region: 1-240 (79 amino acids)
Source: RefSeq, a predicted model, not a curated record
AUGAAACUUUUCACGCCCUUUGUUAUACUCCUCGGGACUUCGUCCAUCGCCUGGGGCGUACUCGUCAAAGCCCCCGGCGCCACCGAAGAAGAAUGCGGCCGCCUCGGAGUCAUGUACUACGAUCCGGAUGAGCUUCCCGAAGGCGCAAACCCCGAAGAUGUGCGCCACUGUGAUGCCCAUCCGUUGAGCGCCCAGAACUACUGGGGCUGGGGCGAUUACUUGCCAAGAUGGUUCCCUUGA